AUCUGAAUUGAUUUUGAAAUUUUUUUAAAAAUUAUCGAUCGAUUAAAAAUGAGUUUUCGAGGACGAUCUCGUGCACGUUUUGGUUUUCGUGGUAUGGCCAGUUCAUCUGGUUCAUCACAUCAACAACAACGCGAACAAUCAGAAAUUGGACAACCAAAACAAGAAGAAAUUCGAUCACAAAUUUCUGAAUUAUCAAUUCAAGAACGUAGUGGUCUAACAACACAUGAACUUCGAUCAACAAGACGUCCUUCAGUUAGUUCUCGAGAACAAAAAGAUCAAUCCAGUAGCCGACGUGAUGAUGAAGACCCAAGUAGCUAUGGUGAACGAAGUGCCGGACGUGGAAACAGUGAUCGUGGUAGCGGCCGUGGCGGUUUAAGUGGUGGCCCUGGUGGUGAUCGCAUGGCACCAAAAAGUUUUUCAUCAUAUCCGGAAACACAGGAAUAUCCCAUUGUAAUGCCUAACGAAGUCGAACGCGGCGUCAAAGGUCGUAAGAUUGAAUUAUUGGCAAAUUACAUGCGGGUUAAUGUUCAACCUACUAUCGUCUAUCAAUAUAAUAUUGAUUUCAAUUUCAAAGACGAAGAUGAACGACGACGACGAACAAAAGUGGGCAAAAUGGUUUACAUUGUCACACAGAAAGGACAUCAAACUCGUUUUGCAUUAACACAGCCAACUGGUCCAUCGGAUCGUCCAUUGCAUAAUGUUCCAUCAGGAACUGUUGUUGAUCAUACGAUUAUUGAUCCAACUUAUUGUAUGUUCUUUAUCAACUCACAUUUUUCACCAUUGGGAACAUCACGUCCAUUGAAAUACGUUGUUUUGCAUAACGAUUAUGAACGACGACAAAUGAGCAUGGAUGAUUUGCAAAAAAUUUGUUUCUAUCUUUGCCAUAAUUGUACUCGUUAUCGUGGUGGACCGAUUGCAAUGCCAAUUCCGGUUCGUUAUGCUGAUCUUUGUGCUUAUCGUUCGAAAAUGCAUCUUGAAGCACAACAUGCAAGCAAACAUAUUCCGGCUGAAAAUCAGGAAGAGUUUGAACGUCAUGUUAUUUCAAAAUUGAACAAAUUGGUAAAAUUGAAUGAUAAUAUAAAAAAUUCACUUUUCUAUUGUUAAAAACAUCAUACUAUCAUUAUAUUAUGUA
Messenger RNA from Dermatophagoides pteronyssinus (European house dust mite), 1132 nucleotides. RefSeq lists its product as uncharacterized. The record is from RefSeq and is a predicted model, not a curated record. NCBI's taxonomy places the organism in Eukaryota, Metazoa, Arthropoda, Arachnida, Sarcoptiformes, Pyroglyphidae.